GAGGCAGCGGACUCCCCGCAGGAGUGAUCGAAGGAUCCAGACAUCGAGAGCUUCCCUCGGGAAGGCUUCAGGAGCAGGAUUCCAGUUGCAUCCUUGAUACCGUUUCCUAGACUCUGCUCCAUGAUUUAAUGUGAAAUUCUGAAAUGAAGAUGGAGGAGGCAGUGGGAAAAGUUGAAGAACUCAUUGAGUCUGAAGUCCCACCAAAAACCUCUGAACAAGAGACAGCCAAGGAAGAAGAUGGAUCUGUAGAACUGGAAUCCCAAGUUCAGAAAGAUGGUGUAGCAGAUUCUACAGUUCUUUCUUCAAUGCCCUGCUUGUUGAUGGAACUGAGAAGGGACUCUUCUGAGUCUCAGUUAGCAUCCACAGAGAGCGACAAGCCGACAACUGGCCGAGUCUAUGAGAGUGACUCCUCUAAUCAUUGCAUGCUUUCCCCUUCCUCUAGUGGUCACCUUGCUGAUUCAGAUACUUUGUCUUCUGCAGAAGAGAAUGAACCCUCCCAAACAGAAACAGCAGUAGAAGGAGACCCUUCAGGAGUAUCUGGUGCCACAGUUGGGCGCAAGUCUAGGCGGUCCCGUUCUGAAAGUGAAACAUCUACUAUGGCUGCUAAGAAAAAUCGGCAAUCCAGCGAUAAACAGAAUGGCCGAGUUGCCAAAGUUAAAGGUCAUCGGAGCCAAAAGCACAAGGAGAGGAUCAGACUACUGAGGCAAAAGCGGGAGGCUGCUGCAAGGAAGAAGUACAAUCUGCUACAGGACAGUAGUACCAGUGAUAGUGACCUGACUUGUGACUCAAGCACAAGCUCAUCAGAUGAUGAUGAAGAGGUUUCAGGGAGCAGCAAGACAAUCACUGCAGAGAUACCAGGUCAUUUGGAUCCAGGAUUCCUAACAAGUGACAAGACAUCUGGCAAUGCACCACUUAAUGAAGAAAUUAAUAUUGCCUCUUCAGAUAGUGAAGUAGAGAUUGUGGGCGUUCAGGAACAUGCAAGGUGUGUUCAUCCUCGAGGAGGUGUGAUUCAGAGUGUUUCUUCAUGGAAGCAUGGCUCUAGCACACAGUAUGGCAACACCCGGCAGACACAGUCAUGGACUGCUGUGGCUCCUCAGCAGACUUGGGCUUCUCCAGCAGAAGUUGUUGACCUUACCUUGGAUGAGGAUAGCAGACGUAAAUACCUACUGUAAUACAAUGUCACUGUGUCUCCUCUGCACUGUUCCCUUUCACUUCCUCUUCUUCUUUGUGACAUGGAAGUUCAUUGUCAUAGCUUCAGCUUCAGAAGCUGUUUGUGGCAUUUGUAGAAUUGAAACUCAUGGAAUCCCUAUUCCCCUCCCUCCCUCCCUCUUUCUUCUUUAAAUUAAAAGAAGUCAUUUAGGAAAACAACUUACCACAAAAAAUAAUUUCUUUUUUCACUCAUUAAGAACAUAUAAUAAUUACUUUUUAUUAAACACCUUCAUUUUGUUUGGUGACUUUAAAAGGUCACCUUCCUUUUGAAAUAGUACUUUAAUUGCCAGGUAAAGUGUAUUUUAGUUUUUUAAUCUUGUAUUUAUUUUUUUCUGUAAUGACAAUAUCCAGAAUUGACCACUAUCUACCCGCUUCACAAUCACUCACCUUAGGGCAUUUGCACAUGUCAUUCAGGUCCAUAUGGGCACUUGUGGGGCAUGUAUACUUAAAAAUAGAACACAGAAGUGUUACAAUUCUUCUUUUUUUCUUUUAUCUUAAGUAUUCUGACUUCUUUCCUGACUUUGUACCUGGUUGACUUCCCAGAACACAAAUAAUUGGCUUGCCGUUUUUGAUUUCUAAUACUAGAAAGGUGACUUAGUUGGUCUCCUUGUUGCAAUAAUUCAUAAUAACUCUUUGGAAAAUGUCUCAUUUGGAGCAGAGGCAUUUUUGGAAAACCUACCAUGAGGUUUCCUAAGCAUCUGAAGAGAGGAUUGAGAAAUCAGUGGGAAAAUCUCUUUCCCUUAAGCUUUUCUCCCUGGUUUAUCCAAAUAACUGGAGAACAUAGAAAGCUAUUACUUAGGAAAACUAUGAAAAGUUAUGUGAUUUAUGAAGCUAUAGGCACUUGCAAAUGUGAGAGGAAAGUGCCUUGUUUCAUAGCUUGUCUCUCCAUAGAGUGUUUAACAACUGUUGAACUGGACCUGAUGCUGUAUUCGGACAUUUUUCUCCUCUAUCUUGUAAAAGUAUAUAUACUAUAAGAGAAAUCACAAUAUAACAUAAAAAGUCAGAUGCAAAGCACAUUAAUGGAACUGUAAGUCUUAUAGAUCUAAAAGGAAUAGCAAAAGGUAGUAGAAACUUCAGGGAAUUAAAGAAAUGCCAGCAUAGGAGUUUUGUGGCAUUAGUUGCUACCUUUUUUCCUGUGACAUGUUGUAGUUACUAGUGAAUUAUUUUAAAAGCAAUACCUAGAAUUAGACACUAUGUAUUCUGCACAGGGAGGAGUGAAGUAUUUAUUGGCUCAGAAGACUUCACCUUUUUUUUUUUUUUAAUGUUUGGGUUUGCUUUUUUUGUUCUUUGUUUCCAUUGUUACCAUAUGUCAUUGCUCUGGCCUUGUGCCUCUCUUCCCAAAUGCCUUGGUGGCUCUUCCUGAUCAUAAGAGUAUGAGAACUACUAUUUUCUGUUUCCAUUCAGUGAACACAUACUGACCAAGUGCCUGCUCUGCAUAAACACUAUGCAGGGUGGGCACUGUGGAGGCCGCUGAGAUGAAUGAGACACAGCCUUGCAUGUGCAUGCAUGAAAUUGCCUGGCUCUGCUUGCCUGGCCUUUUCUUCUUUUUCAUAGAUAGACAAGUUUAUUCUUUUCUGUUUCUUUUCUAUAUGUUGCUUCUUCCAUGGGGGAUGUAUUUGAGCAUGUGUUCCUUAAUCUUCUCUGACAGAAUCUCACUUGAUCUGGCCUCUGUUCUUCACUAGUGCUUCAUUUUUCCCUCUAUCUACUUCGAAUGAAUCAGGCAUACAAGGCCAUGUAUUAGCACAUCGUACAUCGUUCUCUCACAUGGCCACAAUCCUAGAUAGAAACCAAAGACCCAGAGGCCAGAGCAAAGCAGGACCUUCUUAAGAUUUACUAUUGGUAUAUCCUUGGGCCUUCACAACUUGAUUUAGGAUUAAUUUAUUGAGUUUUACUGUUACACGUACAUUGUUUUUUACUUGAAUUAAAAUACUCAACAAAGCAGAAAUGUAUAAUUUCUGGUCUGUGUUUUCCAGGAAAAUCAUUGGUAAGAGAGUAGAGUGUAUGACUUGAAGUUUUUGUAGUUUAUUUCUCAUCCCCCCUCAUCCCCACCCACCAAUAUCAGGGCAUAGCUCCAUUUUAAAGAAUGUUUUUGUAUUACCUAUUUUCAUGUUAAUCGUGUAUUUUGUCCAAUCCUAUGCAGUGGAUGAUUGCUCAUGACAUAUUUUCUUUAGUCCUUAGUAGUCACCCUCUGAAAACUUUUCAAUGUGCUUUGUGCACUGUGGAUUGGGGACAGAGUGGAGUUACAACUGAGCUCUUUUCUGGCCUUUUAAGCUUUCAUAUAAGGCACUUUUCCCUUCACUUCUUUUUCUAGUUCCCUGUCUAUCUGGCUUGAUGCACCAGAACAGAGAUUUAGGCAUUAAGAUAUGAAAAGAGAUGGGAUGCAAGGAGAUGUUAGAGACAGCUUUCUCCCAUCUUAUAUUGGGACUUGUUCGCCUAGUAACUAAAUGAGAGUAUGUUCCAACUCUUCUUUCAUUGCUGUACCCAGAAGAGAGCAAGAUGAUUUCAGGCAAAGUGUUAAUGAUAACAUUCUGUGAUAUACGUCUCCCAUAUUUGAAAUUUCUUUUCAAGGGAUUGCUUUCUUAGCCAAAGUUUCUUAUUUGGUAGCAUAAAGAACUAAUUAUGCUUCCAAAGAACAUUGUUCAAAAUAAUACUUCUGUGGUGCAUCUGGGUCAUAGAUUGGUUUAUGAUACCAACUUGGUUAAUUUUCCUCCCCAUCCAGUUUGAAAAAACAUCAUCAUUAUAACUGCCCUGUAACUUAAGGUUGCUGCUCUUCAGUUUUUUUUUUUUUUUAUUAUUUUGAUCAUAGGGGUCUGAUUAAAUAGACUCCAUUAUAUAUAACUGGGUAUCCCAUAAACUGCUUUGUCAUCAUUUGUGAACACGAACCACCUGACUUGUUAAUUUAGUCAUUUGUUCAUCUUUUAACAGAUUAGCAUCAAGGGUAACUUAAUGUUGCCUGCUUUUCAUACUGUGUCACAAGGUUCUUGAAAAAGCCUGGGACACACUUUUGUCUUUUUGUUUUAACCUUUUCUUUUUGAAGGCAGAGUUGAGCUCCCAUCCCUGUUCCCCAAGAUGUGUAUGAUGUGACUUCCAUGUAUAUAAAAGUGAUUGCACCCUAACCAAACUUCCUCCAAUUGUGCACUGUUUGUUUAAAAUAAUCACAUAUUUUAGUCCAGUACUGUUGUUAUUUUUUCCAUUUUAUUUAAAACACUACUUACUCUUUUUAACAAGUUUUAAAGGGUAGUGAUCUUAAAAAAAAUCACUGGAUAACUAGGAAUUUUUUUUUUUUUUUAAGAGCACAAAGGUUGUUGAACCUUUUGCUCCACUUACCAUGAACAUAAAAUGUCAGCCAUUGUAUGGCUAGGAACCAAUGCACUUGGUGGUUAACAGAUCUGCUGUUGCUGGCGUUUGAGUAUGAACUUGAUGCAGUGACGACAAAUCAUUGCGUAGAAGUAAUGUUUUCAAAAUGUGCAACUCUAGUUUUAAAAUGAAAUUUGGUUCUUUACAUUCAUUGUUUAGUUUUUGUUUCCAUUUAGUAUUUAAUGGUCUUUGGAG
Molecule: messenger RNA, 4761 nt
Organism: Dipodomys ordii (Ord's kangaroo rat)
Lineage: Eukaryota; Metazoa; Chordata; Mammalia; Rodentia; Heteromyidae
Gene: Ark2n
Product: chromosome unknown open reading frame, human C18orf25
Exons: 4
Coding region: 144-1172 (342 amino acids)
Biological process (GO): ubiquitin-dependent protein catabolic process
Molecular function (GO): ubiquitin protein ligase activity
Source: RefSeq, a predicted model, not a curated record